This is a messenger RNA of Armigeres subalbatus, 7026 nucleotides long. It is a transcript of the gene Plc21C, whose product is annotated as 1-phosphatidylinositol 4,5-bisphosphate phosphodiesterase classes I and II. The record is from RefSeq and is a predicted model, not a curated record. Gene Ontology annotation, biological process: release of sequestered calcium ion into cytosol; lipid metabolic process; phosphatidylinositol-mediated signaling. The transcript is spliced from 20 exons. Gene Ontology annotation, molecular function: calcium ion binding; phosphatidylinositol-4,5-bisphosphate phospholipase C activity. NCBI's taxonomy places the organism in Eukaryota, Metazoa, Arthropoda, Insecta, Diptera, Culicidae. The coding region runs from base 1889 to 6229 and encodes 1446 amino acids.
ACAACAGUCCGAGUAAGAGAGUCGUACGGAUUUUGCCUACGUUCUGUCAGAGUGAAAAAGUCUUGCAAAAUGAUCACAUCCUAUCAAUGAGCCAAAGUACCGUAUCGCGUUCGGUGGUGGUUUGCUGCAGCUGUGCUGUUUGUGAGAAGUGUUGAGUGGCCUAGAAAUUUACUGUCAAAGAAAGAAAGGGUCAAACUAUUUACGACAGUACUAAGUUGGAUGCUGGAAGUUGCAAAGUGUGAAUUUGAUGAAAGGCGUGCAAUCGCGAUUGAGAAGGUUGUGGCGAAUGUGGUGGCGCUCGGCAAGACCUAGUUGUGUUUUCCUUUUGGUUGGGUUCUGGUUACCCGCCUAGAAGACCAGCCUCCUUUGGAGUCAUAUCUAGGCCGCACGAACGAUUUGCUUUCACGGGUCGGUCGAUGCUGCUGUAAUGCUUGUUCGCUCGAAUGGGAGUCGGGUACACAGCUCCGAAAAAUUCCAGUGCUAAAAAGGCUCUUCCUUUUUAGAUGUUCAGUUUGCUGAUGACGGCAGUGUGUGUCUUUAGAAACUCGAGAGCGAGAGAAUAUGGCAGGAGAGCCAGUAACCUCGAUAAUUCGCUAAUAUUUCGAUUACACCAUGCACAAGUUAAUUGAGGUAGUGAUACCGCGGGAUUGAUAUCCGUUUCAUUCUUCUGCAGAGCGCAAGGCAACGCACUUUCUUACGAAGCGUGGAAAUUGGCGAACAUUCAGAAACUGUGAGCUUGCAUCAGUUGAUCGACAAAUGACCGUGCGGCGACAGCCUUGAGUUCCAGCCCGCGGAGUGAACCCGCGUAUGCGCGCAUUUACCAGUGUGAGUGUAUGUAAAUAUAGAGGAAACCCAGGUUUGAAGUUCGAAAGCAAGAAGAGUGUGAAAUAUGGAAGCAUGAAUCAGGUGUUUAUAAUCGCAUACCAUUCCGCGAAUUUCACGUUCAACAGUUACUAGUGCUCUUCGCGUAUGUCGAUAAAAGUGUCAUUAUUUAUCGAUAUAUCUGUAGAUUAUCCAACUUAACCAACUUGUAGUCAACUUUUACUCGAAGAUUCGAUUAUUAGUGUAUGAUAUUGUAUGCUGCUCUAAACUAUGAAAUCAUCUCAAUAAAAAGUAAACAUCAUACUCAUAAAGCCGAGAUCUCGCUGACAGUGCUGAUAGAACGAGAAUAGGAGUACGAGAGGAGAAUCAUCAUCAAAACAGAUUUAAUCAUCCUUAGCAUCACCCACUCGACGUUCGUUGACAUCCGCGCCAAAUAAUUAACAUAGCGAAAAAAUAGCAAUAAAGCAACAUCGGGAAUACAUUCGCAAAAAUCAAACCGCCGUUGGUUACGUGUGACGGUUUUCAGCGUCGUGUUUGCACUCUGUGUACGUCACAGCACCCAGCCAUUGGUCUCAAAUGUGGGGGUGUGGUCGGCCGCAGGCAAUCAACCUGCGUCAGAUCGCGGAAUGGCCAGCCGAAACGGAUUUAAAUUGAAACUGAUUUCAAUAGAGUGUGUAAAUAUGAAUUAUUAAUGUUAAAUAUUGAUGUGAUUGAUAAUGUUGUAUCAGAGCGUUUACAGUUUGUAUUAGUGUUCUUUCCCUCCGUCACUGCCACCGACUUAUGUGCGGGGGCAAACGGAAGUACCAAGUGCAUGUGCUAAUUGCAUUUAAUUACUGAAUCGUGUGUAUAGAUGAGAGAGAGUAACGCAAAAUAAAGUUUGCAAAGAUUUUUAUUCCUUGGAACACGCGCCGUAACGUGAAACCGCCACGGGUUUCGGUGAGGAAGUGGCGAACGAAGAGUGAAGGUGAGCCCUGUAGUGGCGGGGGAGUAGCUUCAAUUGAGUGAGUGUUGAGUGUUAUUAAUACUACAUAAAAGGGCAUAAAGUGUAUCAGAAGAGCACACAAGCAUGGCUUCUUCGGCAACAUUGACUGCGGAGGGCAGCGGAAAGCAACAGCAGCAGCAGCAGUCUCCACGCAAUACGGGAGGUCAAUCCGUGGUCAAUCCGACUGCGGUGAAGCUGGGCACGAUUGAAGUCCCGAAAGCGCUGCAAGAUGGAGAAAAAUUUCUCAAAUGGGAUGAGGAAUCUUGCACUGGAACACCGGUGACCGUUCGAGUGGAUGCCAAAGGAUUCUACUUGUACUGGGUGGAUCAGAACCACGAAAUGUACUUUCUCGACAUUGCUACAAUCCGAGAUGUCCGUACGGGUCCAUACGCUAAAAAGCCAAGGGACAUGAAACUUCGGCAGCUAGUCACCAUGGGCUCUCAGGAUACGCUAGAAGAGAAAACUGUCACUGUUUGCCACGGUGCCGACUUCGUAAAUGUGAAUUUCAUCAACUUCUGCUGUACUAGAAAGGAUAUCGCGAAGUUAUGGAGCGACGAGCUCAUCCGGAUGGCAUACAACCUGACCCAGCUGAACGGACCGGCGAUAAUGUUCCUCCAGAAAGCGUACACCAAACUUUGCCUGCAGGUCGAUAAAAGUGGGAAGGUUCCCGCUAAAACCAUCAUCGAAGCAUUUGCCACCAACAAGGCUGAGAGGCGGCGCGUGGAGAAGGCCCUCGAUGUUUCCGGACUGCCCUCGGGGAAGGGCGACACGCUGGCACUGUCCAAGUUCCAGUUCGAGGACUUUUUCAAUCUGUACAAAAAUCUCACCCAAAGAACCGAAGUGGAGAAAGUUUACGAUGAGCUAGUCGGCACGUCAAAGCGGCGGCUCAUGUCAACAUCGCAGCUAGUCGAUUUUUUGAACAAAACUCAGCGUGACCCCCGACUGAAUGAAAUACUGCAUCCCUACGCAAACACAGCCCGGGCCAGAGAGCUGAUCCAAGAGUACGAACCGAACAAGUUUAAUGCCCAAAAGGGACAGCUCAGUUUUGAUGGCUUUCUGAGGUACCUAAUGUCGGAAGAUAACCCAAUCAUGGCCGCGAGCAAGCUGGACCUGUGCGAUGACAUGGAUCAACCGCUGUCACACUACUUUGUCAACUCCUCUCACAACACCUAUUUGACGGGUCAUCAAAUUACCGGUAAAAGCUCGGUGGAAAUCUACCGGCAAAGCUUGCUCGCCGGAUGCAGGUGUGUCGAGUUGGAUUUUUGGAACGGUCGUACUGAGGAGCCCAUUAUCGUGCAUGGAUAUACCUUUGUUCCGGAAAUUUGCGCAAGAAACGUACUAGAAGCAAUAGCUGAAACAGCAUUCAAAACAUCUGAAUUUCCUGUGAUACUAAGUUUUGAAAACCACUGUAACCCGAGGCAGCAGGCAAAGAUAGCUAACUACUGUCGUGAUAUUUUUGGAGAUAUGUUACUAGAUAGGCCUUUAGACACCCAUCCCCUUGAGCCGGCCAUGGAUUUGCCCGCGCCGGCUGCACUGAAGCGCAAAAUCAUCAUUAAGAAUAAGAAAAAGCAUCACCACCACCACCAUCACCACAAAAAGGGCACCGUCACUAAUCCCACGGCGGCGGCGGUUGCAGCAGUGGCAGCCGGGGGAACGGCCAGUGCAAUGAAUAGCAGCAAUAUUACUGCCACUGCCGGCACCAUCAUUGCGGGUACCGCCACCAUGGGCGCCAAUAAUAAUGUUAGCAAUAAUGUGAACGCAAACACCACUUCCGCCACGUUGAUGGCAACCGCGGCGGCCGGAACGGCAACUCUCAUCACCACCAGCACCGGUAAUAGUGGCAGCGGUACUGGUGCAGCACCGGUUGUACCAGCCGGUGCAAGCUCACAGCAGCAACAACAGCAAUCUCAGUCACAAAACCAGGAGGAAAGUUCUACAGCCCCCGACACCAGCACCACCACCAUCAGCACACCAAGCACCGACUUGAACAACGGUAUCAGCAGCAACAACAGCACUCUCAUUACUGGCACCAGUACGUCACCCACCACCACCCCCAACGUCGCCAGCACACCACAAGCAAUAGCAACCGGCAAUGGCGACGUGCCGCACCAUGCACCCCCAUUACAGCAAAUACGACAGAGUUCAAAGGAAAGUACCGGUUCAUCGAUAGACGAUGACUCGGAGAGUUCAAGCGAGGACGAGGAGUUGAUACCGGGUGUGCAAGUCGGACCAAUCGGAUCCACCGAAGCGGACAAAGUGCCGCAAACCAAAGAGACUGAAGCAGGUGCGGAGAUCUCCGCCCUCGUAAACUACGUGCAACCUGUGCAUUUUAGUAGUUUUGAAAAUUCCGAAAAGAAGGCACGGUAUUACGAGAUGUCUUCAUUUGACGAGAAACAGGCAACCACACUGCUGAAGGAGCGACCGAUUGAGUUUGUCAACUACAACAAACAUCAGUUGUCACGUGUCUACCCCGCAGGAACACGCUUCGACAGUUCCAAUUUUAUGCCGCAGCUUUUCUGGAACGCUGGUUGCCAGCUAGUGGCGCUGAAUUACCAAACCCUCGACCUUGCUAUGCAGCUCAACCUAGGUUUGUUCGAGUACAAUCAUCGGUGCGGGUAUCUGUUGAAACCGGAGUUCAUGCGAAGGAAGGAUCGUCGACUGGACCCAUUUGCCGAGAGUACUGUUGACGGUAUCAUUGCAGGCACAGUGAUCGUCACAGUAAUGUCCGGCCAAUUUCUAACGGAUAAAAAGGUCGGUACGUACGUAGAGGUGGACAUGUUUGGCCUACCGGCGGAUACGGUGAGGAAAAAAUUUCGAACCAAGAUAGUGCGUGACAAUGGGAUAAAUCCGAUCUAUGGCGAGGAACCAUUUGUGUUUAAGAAGGUCGUGUUGCCAGAACUGGCCAGCAUAAGAAUAGCAGCGUACGAAGAAGGAGGAAAACUGAUCGGCCAUCGGGUGUUACCCGUGAUCGGGUUGUGCCCCGGAUAUAGACAUCUGACGCUACGAACAGAGGUGGGUCAACCGAUAACGCUGGCAACACUGUUUUUGUCUAUUGUGGUCAAGGAUUACGUUCCGGAUGGACUGUCGGAGUUGGCAGAAGCUUUGGCCAAUCCAAUAAAAUAUCAAAGUGAACUGGAGAAGCGUUCUGAACAGCUGGCGGUGCUUCAGGAGGACAUGGAACCCGAGGAAGAAGAAGAUUCAUGUCCAAGAAAGGAAACGCUUAAAUCUAGUGAUAAUGCUAGCGGUAGUCCGCUAAAUAGGCCCACAGUGCACCCAGUGUCUACCCUGGCGGGGUCUGCCGGUGUUUCCACUGAUAGUGAUCAUGAGCGCGAAACGCCUUUGGAAGUGAUUUCGAAGGUUGUGGCUUUGCCAGUGGCACAGCCAUCGCUGGAGCAUACUAGUCCAAUGCUGGUGAAACAAGCGACCAUUCAACAGCAGCAACACCCAUUACAGUCUGAGAAGCAGCAAUUAUCGUUUCAUGCUUCUGACCAUGCUGAUGUUCCUAAGAUAGUGGCAGAUCCUUUGGAGAAAAUUUUCGAAGACAAACAAGUUCGAAAAAAGCGGGAUGCUUUGGAGAAAGAACUGAAAGCCCUGAAGAAAAGUCACGACAAGGAAAAAAUUAAGGUGACGACUCAGAAGAGCGGAGAUUUGAGUGACGGAAUUAAAAAGAGCAAGUUCGGCAUGGGGAAUAAGCUGGUUAAGCGGUUUAGCAGUAAAAAUAUGGCAGAUAUGAGCAUUCGGAUACCACCCUGUAUAACGGAUGCGGAUUCCUGUGAUAACAGUGCGCAUGCGGAGCGUAUGAAGCAAAUUUGUCGAGAUCAUGCAAGUAGCUAUCAGGAGGUGCUGGAAAAAUACCACGAAGUGAUCUACAAUCUGGCGGAAGAUUUACUCAAACAGUCACAGGAAAAUCAGAUGAAGCUGCUGAAGGCUCAGCAUGAACGAGAAACCAGCGAAGUAAUGCGGCAGUUGCAGCUGUCUAGAAAGAAUGAAGUAAAACAACUUGCGCAGGUGCACAAAGAUAAAGACGAGUUGGAAAGGAUGAAACGAGAAGUGGAUUCCACGCUAGUGGAAAAAGGCGUAGCCGAACGAGUUCGAUUAAGUGCGAUGUACACCCGAAAGCAAGAUGAACUUCAGCGACAGCAUGACGCUGUCAAGCAAGGACUCGAGGAUCAUCGAGCGAAAGCGAAAAUUAUGCUCGAGAAGGAGGCAGAAUCUCAUGCGUGUAUUUCGGAAACAUUUUUGGCCCAUCUAAAUACGAGCAGUAGCUCAACCAGCUGCUCGUCGGUUGGAACCAUGCCCACGACCUCGAUCUCCAGCGGAAACCUGUGCGCUAGUGCUGGUGCUUCCAUCACGAAGUCAGUGUCCUCCUCCUCGAAUGCACACGAGAAUAACGUUAACAAUACUCACGUUCACUUUGCGGAGUAAAAGCAGUAAAGUUCGAUCUAGUCAUUAUUAGUGUUAGAAUGUUUCAAGUUCAAAUAGUUUUUCUAGGUUGGGAAAUGGAAACGAUACAGUUUUAAGAAGUUAGUUUUACGGUGUCGAGCGUUUAAUAGGAAAUUGUAAUCUUUAAUUCAAUACGACUGAUAAAAUAAUAGAAACGUUGUAACGUGCAACUUGUUUAAAUUUCUGAGCGUUGUUUGGUGAAGCAUUCAGCUUUCUCCAGUAUUUGUGCAAAAGAGAGAAUUCCAUUUGAUUUAUGUUUAACAGAAAUCUCUGGCCUAACUAAUCUAAUUUGCACCCCCGCUGUUGAAUAGUUAAUAUUAUUAGUAUCUAUAUUCCACAAAUACCAAUUGCAUUGAAAUUUUGUGAGUUUGUCCGUCAUAUCCAAGAGACAGCCAGUUAGAAGGACGUUGAACGUCUAGAAUUAAUUUGACACUGAGCAAAAAAACGUAAGAAAGGGUGCGACCUAUUAUUUGUGAGUAGUAACAUAUUGAAAAGCAAAAAUAACACAUGGAACUCGUUGACGGGUAAACAAUUUAUAUUAGUAGAAUCUAAGCGCGAAAAUCGAUACGCACCAUACAUAAUACAAGUUGAACUAGAUUGGAAAUUCGUGUGUAAUGAUUGGUAGUGGUAGAUUGGUAGAAGUGAACCAUUGGAUGAAUCUCAUUAGGAUAGGCUUAGCCAAAUCGGGUUCGAUGUGAUGUUGGCAACGACUUGAAUACAUUUAUUAAAUUGCAUGCACAUGCACAACAUACUCCGUAAUAUUUUUGUACCUAAGUCAC